Molecule: messenger RNA, 2068 nt
Organism: Babjeviella inositovora NRRL Y-12698
Lineage: Eukaryota; Fungi; Ascomycota; Pichiomycetes; Serinales
Exons: 1
Coding region: 468-1760 (430 amino acids)
Source: RefSeq, a predicted model, not a curated record
AAUAGACUAAGCAAGGCCAAUGUUUUCCUUUCCCCUGUUUUCUGUCUUUGCAUAGCCGGUUUAGUUACAUCCCUUAAAGAUUUUUGUAGCUCUUCACAACCUGAUGGCUAGUCCCACGCGAGUGCCACCCCCUUCUAACGGUAACCAAGCUCACACCGUAACGUGUGGGCGUACAUGUUGCAGGGAUAGUAAAACGGCAGCUGGUCCAGAUGUGCCGCAUGGUUUCACCAUCUGCCUGUACCCCCCCCUUGCUACUGCAUUGGGCGAACUGAUGCACGAGGGCAUAUCCGUCAAGAAAUUUCCGACUUCUCGCACCAUGAUAGCUCCAUAUAUUUAGUUGCAAAACCGCUUCUUUUUUUUAAAUAAUUUUCAGCAUAUAUUAUUCCAACCUUUUCUUAAGCCCAUUGCCUAUUUACUGCUGUAAGGUACUGAACAUCACUAGCUUUUUCCCAGAUAGAACUAUAAAAAUGUCCGCCAUCGCAAAAGUUCCCGCUUCGGUUGUGCCAGCUCUCCCAAGCCCAAAUCUUCUUGCACGCUCGGAGUUUCCUUCAAGCGCCCCCAGUUCUACAGUCUCUAGUAGCGCCACGGCCUUUAAGCGUUACUCCAACCGAAGCUCCAGAACGUCUGCCCACAUUUACCCAGAAAUUAUGACUGCAAACCCCUAUCUUUACACAAAUAACCCGGAGGGACCUCUUGCAAACUACAAGGAGUACGCAUCAACCCAAGACGUCUCAACGGAAUACUUUCCCUCCCCCAAAACACCUAGGAAGUCGAUGGAACCCGGUGAAGCCGCCAUUUUAGGCAAGGCCCCUAGACGGCAGUCUUAUCGAGGCCGUGCUACCAAGGGUGCCGCGAGCUCCCCCGACAGUACGCUCAGCUCCGUCUUCAGUAACGAGAGAGAUUCGUAUCGCUUGUCACACAGUAAUACAGUUCUGCCUACGGACGUGAAACAUAGUGUGUUGACAGAGCGUGCGAGGGAGAAGCGCGUGAGCAUGAGCAUACCUGAAAUGGAAUUUGGCGCGGUGUUAAGCCCAGAUGUGCCCUGGGAGCGGGUCAAUCGAGCCAGUGUGCACGCUUCUCCAAAACAGAUCAGACGUCUUGAAGAUACCAUGAAAGACUUGAAAGUCUCCACGCCAGACAAUACUCUGAAGCCGUACUCCUUGGACCAAAUCAUCCCCGAAAAGCGCCCACUUUCCGCGUCGAAGGAAAAGAGCUCCAUCUUUUCGUUCAACAGAUUGAAGAAGGCGGUAUUGAAGAAAAAGCCUGCCGGCAUUUCCAAGGAUAUGAUUUCCGGUCCGUGUGAACUCACCAGCAGCACAAUUCCAGACGUGACAAUGAGCCAGCCGAGGUCCGUGUCCGCAAUGACGGGCGAGAUAGUGGUUCCUGCUGCGUAUAUGCAGAUCAACCACCUUCUUGACGAUUACUACCGUCGCGAACAAGAUGAAGAGGAAGAGAAGCCAGAGCCACCGUUGGUUGUACCAAGUACCAACUACACUCACUCUAAACCCGCGCUUAAGGGCUACUCAUCAAAUCAAACAGCCAGCACCUUGACGCUAGACCAGACGUUACAGAAGAGCUUCCGGAGCAGAUCCCAGGCAAAUAACACCUACUCCCGUCGCAGUAACCAGAAAACAUCAGGAACGCACACGCAAGCUCAGAUACAGCUCUCUCCAGCCCACAGAGACAUUUUGGACAUGGUGGAUAGACAGCCUGUGAGUAUGGGCCACUCCAGGAGCCAGUCAAGCUACACAUAUUUCUGAAUUCACUGGGAUAGACCAGACCGGUCAAUUGGAAACGGCUUUACCCGCGUGUGAUAGGUUCUAGGGGGAUUGAUAAGCCAGAGCACGUCUUGCUCUGCGAAGGGCGGAGGAUAGACCAGGGCUUUUUGAAGUUCCUAGGGAGCCGAGCUAUAGAUCUCAAUCUGUAUUAUUUGAGAUGGACUAUUACGAAACCACACUGUUGUGGUAUUCCCAAAACAUGCACGGUUUCAAAUCAACUUGUAGAUAGGUACUCUGCCCUAAGCGCUCCCCUUUUCCGUUUUAGCCAGAAACUUUGAUAAUAUAUAAGC